Messenger RNA from Caenorhabditis remanei, 270 nucleotides. RefSeq lists its product as uncharacterized. The record is from RefSeq and is a predicted model, not a curated record. Gene Ontology annotation, molecular function: calmodulin-dependent protein phosphatase activity; calmodulin binding. The transcript is spliced from 2 exons. Lineage: Eukaryota; Metazoa; Nematoda; Chromadorea; Rhabditida; Rhabditidae. Gene Ontology annotation, cellular component: calcineurin complex; cytoplasm. Bases 1 to 270 code for a protein of 89 amino acids. Gene Ontology annotation, biological process: calcineurin-mediated signaling.
AUGCUAGAAUUGUCAACACUCCUGGACGAUGCCACUGAAAUGUUACGACGACAGCCAUCUCUUCUUGAAAUCAAGGCGCCUUCAGCAGUCGUCGGAGAUCUACAUGGACAAUAUGAAGAUUUGAUAAGAAUUCUGAUGAUCUUCGAAAAGACAAGAGGAAAGAAAGUGCCUGACUUCACAGAAAGAAAAUCCAUGUUCUUCGGUGAUUACGUGGAUCGUGGAACGUAUUCCCUUGAAUGUAUUGUUCUACUCCUGCUGUUCGAUAAAUGA